Cervus elaphus (red deer) is the source of this 5599-nucleotide messenger RNA. It is a transcript of the gene RNF17, whose product is annotated as ring finger protein 17. The transcript has 38 exons. The record is from RefSeq and is a predicted model, not a curated record. NCBI's taxonomy places the organism in Eukaryota, Metazoa, Chordata, Mammalia, Artiodactyla, Cervidae. Bases 1 to 5310 code for a protein of 1769 amino acids.
AUGCGUGAAAUCCGACUUAUAUGCAGUGAGAGUGAUAAGGCGCUGAGCUUUAGACAAAGGUCAGACCACAAAACGGUCCCCGACGACCACGCGCAGUCUGCUCUUAGAAGCCGGAGUAAAACAGCAAACAGCCUCCUGCUAGGAGGGUCUGGGGCGGGGGAUGGGUGGGCUGGAGCUUCCCCGCUGCCGAUUGGCUCCCUGGAGCCACCGCCUCCGGCGAUAGGUCGCUGCCGCAAGGGAUACCGGGUCGGCACGCGGCUCGGGCCUGGGAUUCGAGGCGCGAAGAUGGCGGCUGAGGCGUUGAGGGCUAGGCGUCCCGUGUCCUGCGGGCAGGUGGAGACGCACGGCCGGGCCCGAGGAGCCACCGAGGCCCUGUGCAGCCGGUGUGGAAGAAGGGCUCCCAGAGCUCUGGGUCACCACCAUGAACUUCAAUGUGGACAUUCUUUUUGUGACCUGUGCUUAUUAAUGACUGAAGAAUACAGCACAAUCCCAUGCCCUGAUUGUGAGGUUGCUGCAACUAUAAAUACAAAACAAGAAUACUGCCCAAUAGAUGGAUGUAUUAAAGAAGAUUCUUUUAUGGAAAAAUUGCAGCCUAAAAAGAUGAGGAAUUGUUCUCAGGACUUGGAAAAGACUUCUCAUCAACAAACUGUUGGUUUAGAACAUUCAGCCUCCACACCCAGGACUGUUUUGAACCUAUCAGCUGUAAUAGAGGAAAGUAAAACUGUGGAAGAGAUUGAUGAAGCAUUGAAGAUAGCAGGCCAAAAUUUUGAACAAUUAAGUAUUGCUGUAAAAAUGCUUGAACACAUACACAGUCAGACAGAAGAGGAGACAGUCUGUCUUACAGAGGUUCUGGAGAAGCAGUUUGAUCAGCUUUUCACUUCUCUUGAUUCCAGGAAGAAGAGCCUGUGUGAAGAAUUAGUAAGAAAUACAGACAAUUAUUUAUCAAAAAUAAUAGUGACUAAAAGCUGCAUCGAAGCGAAAAAAAAUGAUUUGGAUGCAGCUAUGAAGAUAGCAAGAGAAUUAAAAUCUGCGCCUUCUCUAAGGAUAUAUUGUGACCUAAAUCAGAUUAUCCGGACUUUGAAGUUAACAUUUGAGAGUGAAUUGUCACAAGUCAGCUCUCUAAAACUAAGGAACUCUCCCAAGUUGAAUAUGAAUUGCAGUGAGAUCAUCUGUAUGUUCAGCAGUAUGGGAAAGAUUGAAUUUGAGGAUUCAACAAGAUGUGAUCCUCAAGAAAGUGAAAUGGAAAAGAAUGGUCAAAAGAAAUACAAUUGUAAAAAGGAAUUUUCUUAUGGUGGUACAUACCUAUCACUAGAAAAGAAAAAGGUUGAUAUUUCUGUUCUAAGUAAUGAAGCCCCACUGACUUCUUCACAAUGGGAAACCAAAGACAUGCAUUUGGAAGCUGACUUGCAGCCACAGAAAGAGGUUGUUGCAGCAACACUUCCUAAAACCAUUGCUGCUCUACCUCAGGUGGGAUCUAGCCCUGAUGUGAUCAUUGAAGAAAUUAUUGAAGAAAACCUGGAAACAUGCGUCACAGAUUAUUUUGUUGAGACAACUAGAUAUCUAAAAAAGCCUCUUCAGAAAAAGUCAUCUGUUUCUUUUGGAUCAAAAACAGGUUCUCCAGAGCUAGUUUUUGUAAGCCAUGUAAUACAUCCUUGCCACUUCUAUAUUCGGAAGUAUUCACAAAUAAAAGAUGCAACAGUAUUGGAAAGGAAGGUGAAUCAGUUUUGCAGUAAGAAUUUACACCUUGAUCCUUCAGAUGUUUUGGAGCUAGGUGCAAGAAUAUUUAUCAACAGUAUUGAAAAUGGAAUGUGGUGUCGAGGAACUAUUACUGAAUUAAUUCCAAUGGGAAGUGAAAGUAUUAGGAAACUUUGUAGUCCAACCAAAUUCUCAGUCCAUGAAGUUGCACUAAUACAAAUUUUCAUGGUAGAUUUUGGAAAUUCUGAAGUGCUGAUUGUUGCAGGGGUUGGUGACACUCAUGUGAGAUCAGAGCACAUUGCUAAGCAGCAUGUCGUACUAAAUGACUUAUGUCUGGUUCUGAGAAAGUCUGAGCCAUAUAUUGAAGAACUGCUGAAAGAUGUCCAGCCACUAGCACAUCCAUGCUCAUUGAAAGACAUUGUUCCACAGAAUUCAAGUGAAGGCUGGGGAGAAGAAGCUAAAAUAGAGUUUUUGAAAAUGGUAAAUAAGAAAGCUGUUUUAAUGAAAGUUUUUAAAGAGGAAGAUGGUGUGCUUAUUGUAGAUCUGCAGAAACCACCAACAAAUAAAAUAAUCAGUGAUAUGCCUGUGUCUCUUAGAGAUGCAUUAGUUUUUAUGGAACUAGCAAGGUUUAGAUCUCAAACACCAAGACGUCAUUCUGAAAAAAAUACGACCUUACACUAUCCUCUACCUAUUUUGCCUAAAGAAAUGACAGAUGUUUCAGUUAUGGUUUGUCAUAUAAAUAGUCCUUCUGAUUUCUAUCUUCAGUUGAUAGAGAGCCUGGAUUUUUUAUUUCUAUUAAAGGGAAUUGAGGAAUUCUAUAAAAGUGAAGAUGCAGAAAAUCUGGAAAUCCUCUGUCCAGUUCAAGAUCAAGCCUGUGUCGCUAAAUUUGAAGAUGGAAUUUGGUACCGAGCAAAAGUUAUUGGAUUGCCUGGACAUCGUGAAGUUGAAGUUAAAUAUGUGGACUUUGGCAAUACAGCAAAAAUAACACUUAAAGACAUGCGUAAGAUAAAGGAUGAGUUUCUGAAUCCUGCAGAGAAGGCAAUUAAAUGUAAGCUGGCCUAUAUUGAACCAUAUAAAGGGACAGUGCAGUGGUCAAAAGAUGCUAAAGAAAAAUUUGAAGAAAAGACUCAAGAUAAGUUUAUGACAUGUUCCAUCAUUAAAAUUCUGGAAGAUAAUGUGCUGUUAGUUGAACUUUUUGAUUUUCUUGGUGCUCCUGGAAUGAUUCCCACCAGUAUUAAUGACCAGCUAGUCAAAGAGGGCCUAGCAUCUUAUGAAGUAGGAUAUACCCUCAAAGAUAAUUCUAAAAAGCAUAUUGAAGUAUGGGAUCCUUCUCCAGAAGAAAUUAUUUCAAAUGAAGUAAACAACUUAAUAAAUCCUCUAUUUGCAAAAUCUCUACCUAGUGAGGAUCUGCAGUCACUUUAUAAUAAGGAACUGCCUGUGCACAUCUGCAAUAUAGUGUCUCCUGAGAAGAUCUAUGUUCAGUGGUUAUUAACAGAAAACUUGCUUCAUAGUUUAGGAGAAAAGAUGAUUGCUGCUUAUGAAAACUCAAAAUGGGAACCUGUUAAAUGGGAAAGUGAUAUGCACUGUGCUGUUAAUAUCCCAGAUAAAAAUCAGUGGCGAAGGGGCCAGAUCAUCAGAAUGGUUACAGACACAUUGGUAGAGGUCUUGCUGUAUGAUGUGGGUGUUGAACUAGUAGUGAACAUUAACUGUUUAAGAGAACUUCAAGAAAACCUAAAGACAAUGGGAAGAUUAUCUUUGGAAUGCUCUCUUGUUGAUAUAAGACCAACAGGUGGGAGUGACAAGUGGACAGCGACAGCCUGUGACUGCCUCUCAUUGUACCUCACUGGAGCUGUAGCAACCAUUAUCAUACAGGAAAACAAUACAACGUGGCCCUUACCUGUGAAAAUUUUCUGCAGAGAUGAAAAAGGAGAGCGUGUUGAUGUUUCUAAAUAUUUGAUUAAAAAGGGUUUGGCUUUGAGAGAAACAAGAAUUAAUAAAUUAGAUAAUAGCCAUUCAUUAUCCCAGAAGUCUCUGGAAAUCCCCCAGGAACAAGGAGAAUCAGUGGUUACUAAGUGUAUUAAGAUUAACUCUGACCCUGACAAGAAAGCUGCUGUUGGUAUCAGUGAACCCAAGGUGACUGAAUUUAGGGAGAAAAUUCUAGAGCCAAGAACCACUGGAUGCUAUAAACCACCAGCUAUUCCUAACCAGAAAGUAUUUGAGGCAGUAGUCAGCUGCAUUGCUGAUGAUGGAACUAUAUUUGUGGUACCUAAAUUAUCAGAAUUUGAACUAACAAAAAUGAUGGAUGAAAUUCAAAGUAAUUUAAAAUGCCUUGGUCUUUUGGAGCCUUAUUUCUGGAAAAAGGGAGAAGCUUGUGCAGUAAGGGGAUCAGAUACUAUGUGGUAUCGAGGCAAGGUAAUGGAAGUCAUCGGCAGCACUAUCAGGGUACAAUAUUUAGAUCAUGGAUUCACUGAGAAGAUUCCACAGUGUCAUCUUUAUCCUAUUUUACUGUAUCCUGAUACACCCCAAUUUUGUAUUCCUUGUCAGCUCUAUAACACCAUACCUGGUCAUCCCAGUGUACCAGCCCUGAGCACCCUGUCUCAUGCAUCGAACCUGGACCGGCGAUCCGCUUCACAUAUGAUAGUUGGGAAUGUCUGGCAACCAGAUGCAGUAGAACUCCUUCAAGAGCUGCUUUCAAAGAGAGAGGUGGAAAUUCACAUUAUGGAACUACCAGAAAAUCCAUGGGGGAAAUUAUCUAUUCAUCUCUAUUUUGGUGGAAUGUCACUUUCUUAUUUUUUGGCACACCAUAAAUAUUGCACUUUUGAACAAUCUGAGGAAAUAUUGAAGGAAAAUCCAACAGAUUACAAUAAAAAAUAUGAGGAAGAGAGAUGGAAAAUAAGGUUUGAGGAUUUGCUUUUGCCUGAAACAGAGACUCCUAUUUUACCACCAUAUUUGUCUUCAUCUCUGCCUCCCCCUGAGGAACUCUAUGCUGUUCAAGUUAAGCACGUUGUCUCACCCAGUGAAGUAUAUAUUUGCCUUGAUUCUGUCGAAAGUUGUAGUUUGUUUAACCAGCACAGUGACACAGAAGACAGUGGAGUUGGCUGGGAAUCUGAGUCUGAGAGCCUCGAGGAGGCACUGCGGAGGUUCAAUAAGAAUGUGGAGACAUUCCCUCCUCUGACAGACUUCAGAACAGAAAUGCCUUGCCUUGCAGAAUAUGAUGAUGGCUUAUGGUAUAGAGCAAAGAUUGUUUCCAUUAAAGAAUUUAAUCCUCUAGCUGUCCUGGUGCAAUUUGUUGAUUAUGGAUCAACUGAAAAGCUGACAGUAAACAGACUGCGUCAAAUCCCUCUUCAUCUUAUGCAGUAUCCAGCCCGAGCCAUAAAGGUUCUCUUGGCAGGGUUUAAACCGCCCUUGAGAGAUGUAGGAAAGACAAGAAUACCAUAUUGCCCAAAGUGGAGCAUGGAAGCAUUGUGGGCCAUGAUAGACUGUCUACAAGGAAAACAACUUUAUGCUUCUUCCAUGGCUCAGGUACCAGAACAAAUGGUGACUUUAUAUGAAGAUAAACAGUAUCCAAUUCAUUUGUCAUUAGUAGAAAUGGGGCUUGCAGACCGAGAUGAAUGAUGUAUACAGUACAGAGCAUCUGUAGCAGCCCAGAAGAAAGUUUUCUGUUACAAUGUAGACCAUUUCAGGCUUAUUUCCUUCACUUGUUCUGCAAUAGUGCUGGGCUUUUUUUUUUCCUUACAUGUUGAACUGUUAAGAACUGUUUGAAAAAAGUUAAUAAAUAUUUGCUUUCACGUAUUUACUUAUUUUAAUUUUUAAAUAUUUUAGCCACGUUAGGAAAAAUAUUUCCUAUAUAUUCAGUUUAAGAAAUAAGACACUGUCAGCACAGGUGUAGGCGCCUGUUCUACCC